CCCACUCACACCCAUCAAUGAUUGUGCUUUGUUCACCACUAUUCACUAUCUAGAGAUCUCCAUUUCACUUCACACCUUCAACCGCAAAAAUGGAAGCACUCUUCGCCCAUUUCACCUUCCUCUCCGACCACGCACUCCAAGACAAGUCCUUCGACCCCGCCACCAUUGAAGACCUCAUGAAACUCUUCGAGAUCGAAGCUUACAAGUCCUGGGCCGCCAUGGAACUCGAGGCAGAGAAGGAGGCAGAGGAAGCAGAGGUUUCCCUGCAGCAGGCAGAAGCCGACCUCGAUUCUGCCAUGGAGAGUGCCAUGGAUGAAUUCCGGAGGUUCGAGGAAGAGAUGGAACGGUUGGCGAAGGCAGAACUGGACUCUCUGGUUCGGAAAGGAGAGAGUGCCCGGAAAAUGGGGAAUCUGAUGGAGAAGGCGGCAAGUGUUGCUUCCAAGAAGUAUAUUGAGGCGGCCAUGAAUUCUGCAACUGCUUCCAUGAAAUCUGCUUGGAAGGCAAUUUCCGCCCGCAAGGUUCAUCCAUCCUAAGGGAUUUUAAUAAUUUUAUCUUUUUCUCUUCCCCCUAUGCAUAAUUGGGAAAAAUCUUGAACAAUAAUUAUGUAACUUUAAUUUCUUUUGAAGUAUAUUGUCAAUUUCUGGUAAUGUGUAUUCAGUUUCUGGUAAUUUUAAUUAAUAUUUAUCAUUUAU
This is a messenger RNA of Rubroshorea leprosula, 692 nucleotides long. The record is from the annotation of a GenBank genome assembly. NCBI's taxonomy places the organism in Eukaryota, Viridiplantae, Streptophyta, Magnoliopsida, Malvales, Dipterocarpaceae.